Molecule: messenger RNA, 609 nt
Organism: Otolemur garnettii (small-eared galago)
Lineage: Eukaryota; Metazoa; Chordata; Mammalia; Primates; Galagidae
Product: endothelial differentiation-related factor 1-like
Cellular component (GO): nucleus
Molecular function (GO): DNA binding
Source: RefSeq, a predicted model, not a curated record
AUGGCCGAGAGCGACUGGGACACCGUGACGGUGCUGCAUAAACCCACGGCUGCCCAGGCCAAAUCCAAGCAGGCCAUCUUAGCGGCUCAGAGACGGGGAGAAGAUGUGGAGACUUCCAAGAAAUGGGCUGCUGGCCAGAACAAACAGCAUUCAAUCACCAAGAACACAGCUAAGCUGGACUGGGAGAUAGAGGAGCUGCAUCAUGACAGGGUGACUCUGGAAGUGGGCAAAGUGAUCCAGCAGGGCUGGCAGAGCAAGGGGCUCACACAGAAGGACCUGGCCACGAAAAUCAAUGAAAAGCCUCAAGUGAUCGCAGACUAUGAGAGUGGACGGGCUAUUCCUAAUAACCAGGUUCUGGGAAAAAUCGAGAGAGCCAUUGGCCUCAAGCUCCGGGGGAAGGACAUUGGAAAGCCUAUCGAGAAGGGGCCCAGGGCAAAAUAAACACAAAGCCUCGAAAUCAGUGCGUUCCGGCUGAUCUCGUCUGGCUGGUUCCCCUCGACCACCAGUACCUACGUGGGCCUCCUUGCGUGGCUGAGUGGAACACGGGGUCAGGCUUGCCAAGGCCCUCCCCAACCCACACCUGCUGUAAAACAAACAAAACCUUGCAAA